This is a messenger RNA of Pollicipes pollicipes, 2544 nucleotides long. Its product is annotated as retinal Mueller cells isomerohydrolase. The record is from RefSeq and is a predicted model, not a curated record. Gene Ontology annotation, biological process: carotene catabolic process; retinal metabolic process. Bases 5 to 1816 code for a protein of 603 amino acids. Gene Ontology annotation, molecular function: beta-carotene 15,15'-dioxygenase activity; carotenoid dioxygenase activity. NCBI's taxonomy places the organism in Eukaryota, Metazoa, Arthropoda, Thecostraca, Pollicipedomorpha, Pollicipedidae. The transcript has 10 exons.
CGUCAUGUCGAUGGCCGAGGUGAGGUCGCUCUGGCUUCGACACGCCAACAAGGCCGUGACUUCUCCCGUGGUAGCUCAGUUGGCAGGUCAGCUGCCUGCCUGGCUGCACGGCAGCCUGUAUCGGAAUGGUUCGGGCAUCAAGGAGGUCGGCCCCGACCGCUACAACCACCUCUUCGACGGUCUGGCCUGCGUGCACAAGUUCCACAUCGACGGACCUGCGGGCAGGGUCACAUACCAGAAUCGGUUCCUCGACAGUAACCACUACCGGGCCAACAUGGCGGCCAACAGGAUCGAGGCCUCGGAGUUCGGCACCUUGGGACGUCAGGACCUCUGCCGAAGUCUGUUCGGCCGGCUGAUGUCCAUCUACCAGGACAUGCGAGGCCCUGAUCGUAGCAUGUCAGACAACUGCGCCGUAAACGUCGGCUAUUUCGGCUCCCACCUGUACGCCAUGACCGAGACCAACCGCAUCUGGAAGCUCAACGAUGACGACCUGGCCGCCGAAAAGCAGGUCGACCUCAGCAAGGUUGUCUCCGUGGAUAUGGCCACGGCACACCCGCACGUCACGGCGGACGGCACCAUCUACAACAUCGGCAGCUCCUUCAGCGGUGGAAAGAGGCCCUCCGUCAACUUCAUCGAAUUUCCAGCGGACGCUUCCCCAGGCUGCUCGGUGGCCGAGUCGGGCCGGAUCGUUGCCUGUAACAUCCUCUCCCUCUCUCUGUCCGAAGGCUGCUCGGUGGCCGAGUCGGGCCGGAUCGUCGGCUGUAACAUCCUCUCCCUCUCUCUGUCCGAAGGCUGCUCGGUGGACGAGUCGGGCUGGAUCGUCGGCUGUAACAUCCUCUCCCUCUCUCUGUCCGAAGGCUGCUCGGUGGCCGAGUCGGGCCGGAUCGUCGGCAGCCUGCCGCACCGAUGGCCUCUGGAGCCGUCCUACUUCCACAGCUUCGGCAUUACCGAAAAUUACUUUGUCUUUGUACAGCAGCCGCUAGUCAUCCAGGUGAAGAAGAUACCACUGCUGAAGCUGAAGAAGAAGCCUUUUAUUGAUGCGAUUGCAGCCAAGCCGGAGCAAGAGACGUGGAUCCGCCUCGUGAACAAACGGACCGGGGAGGUGCACCCCACCACCUUCACUGCAGACACAUUCUACGCCUUCCACCACGUCAACAGCUUCGAGCAGGAUGGCAACGUGGUGAUGGACAUUUGCGGCGUGCUUCCCGGCAAGCAAAACGUGAUGGAGAAGGUCUCAGUUAGAUGUUUGGUAACGGAUCAGGAGGAGCCCGAGGACCCCAUGCUACGUUUUGUCCUUCCCUUACAGGUAAAGCCUGGCGACCCUAACCGGAACCAGGUUAUCCUAGAAGGGUCGCCGGCCACAGCGCAUGUCCGCGGGGACGGCACAGUGCACUGCGUGCCCCAGACGCUGACGCCGAGCGAGUAUCGCUCGGUGGACCUGCCGCGCAUCAACUACGCCUUCAACGGCAAGCCGUACCGCUUCGCCUACGCCUGCCGCUUCGUCGGAGCCGGCCUCAACUCGGAACGCCUUCUCAAGCUGGACGUAGCCUCUGGUCAGGUCGCCACCUGGAGCGACCCCUGCUGGUCACCGUCGGAGCCCGUUUUCGUGGCGGCGCCCGGCGCUGACGCGGAGGACGCCGGUCUGCUGCUGGCCUCGCUGCUGCACGUGGAGGACCAGCGUCGCGCCUCGCUGCUGGUGCUGGACGCGACCAACAUGGGCGAGCUGGCGCGCGCCGAAGUACGCACCGACGCGACGCUGGCCAAGGACUUCCAUGGCCUGUUUGCGGCAAGCGGUGCGGCCGUUCACGCGUACUAACGAAGAGGCGUGUGGCCCCGGCUGCGUGGCAAUGACAGCCGGACUGGGGCAGAAGCAGUGGUGACGGAAGUGGUGACGGAAGUGGUGACGGAGCCGGGGUGUAAUUUUUUGUUCGGUGGGUGGGGAGCGUCAGCGCUUGAACAUUGAGAACGCUUUGCGGCAGUCAUUAAACAAAUUAUGUUGAGCGUUUGGGGGACGUGGCGACGGAGUCGGGGUGUAAAUAUUUAUUCAGUGGGUUGGGGGAGCGCCAACUUGAGCUUUGAUAGCAUUGCCCGCCAAGUUCGUGAAAAGGCAUAUUGGGCGUUCGGAGAUGUUUAUACAGCUUUCCGCCUCGUUCCCAACGUAAUUUGCGAACCUACACACAUGUACAGGAUGAUGUACAAACAUGGCCGCUGGGCGUCCAUCCAUACAAGGGAUUGCGAACUUGUAUUGUUAUGCGUUCAAAAACAGUGCCGGAGAUGGCGACGAGUCCUACUGGUUCUGGGCUGAUGCAUAUGUAUCUGGGCUGAUGCUGUUAUGGUGCGGCGCCGCGGUUUUAGAGAAUCUUGCGCGCUCCUUGUCACUGGGCUGGGAAGCCAGGCUAGGCCGCGAGGCCAGGCUGGGCCGCGGCUGGGCUGAGUGAUCGAUUGAUUGAUCGAGUGUCUGUGGUCGGGGCGUGACUGGCUUGUCGCUCAGCUUAGCUCUUUUCUCGUGCGAGCGGACAAGCCAGGACUGCCGUGAAUUACAGA